Messenger RNA from Brassica napus (rape), 1652 nucleotides. RefSeq names its product F-box protein CPR1-like. Lineage: Eukaryota; Viridiplantae; Streptophyta; Magnoliopsida; Brassicales; Brassicaceae. The coding region runs from base 96 to 1316 and encodes 406 amino acids. Gene Ontology annotation, molecular function: protein binding. The transcript is spliced from 2 exons. The record is from RefSeq and is a predicted model, not a curated record.
CCUGAGAAAAAGAAAUACCAUCAUCUUCUUCCAACAAAGAAGUCACUAUAAGCACUCAAAUCCACUUUCCCCUUUUCUUUUACGUCAAAGAAAAAAUGGCGGAUAUGCCGAUGGACAUCAUCACCGAUCUCUUCCUCCGUCUCCCGGCGUCGACGCUAGUCCGAUGCCGAGUCCUCUCCAAGCCCUGCUUCUCUCUAAUCGACAGCCCCGAUUUCAUCUCCUCUCAUCUCCACCACACGCUCGAAACCGGAGACCACCUCAUGAUCCUCCUCCGAGGACCUCGCCUCCUCGUCACCGUAGACCUCGAUUCGCCGGAUAAAGUCUCUGACGUCGAGCACCCCUUAAAAGCCGGCGGUCUAACCGAGGUUUUCGGUUCUUGCAACGGUUUAAUCGGUUUAUCGAACUCCCCGACGGAUAUGGCUCUGUUUAACCCCUCCACGCGUCAGAUCCACCGGUUACCGGCUGAACCGGUUGAUUUCCCCGAAGGGUCGAGGACACGUGGGUACGUGUUUUACGGGUUGGGUUACGAUUCGGUUAACGAAGAUUACAAAGUCGUGAGGAUGAUUCAGUGCAAAGGAGGCGCAGCCGAUGAGCUUGUGUUCGGUUUCCCGUACGAGGUUAAAGUCUUUAGUUUGAAGAUGAACACGUGGAAGAGAGUCAAACGCCUUCUUCCCGCGAUUCAGCUACUGUUUUACUUUUACUACCAUCUCUUGUACCGUCGCGGGUACGGUGUGCUGGCUUGCAAUAGUCUUCACUGGGUUUUACCUAGACGGCCUGGACUUAUCGCGUUCAAUACUAUUAUAAGGUUUGAUGUUGCGGCAGAGGAGUUUGAGAUACUUACCUUCCCUGAGUCUCUUGCGCAUGAGAACAUCGACAUAGGGGUUCUCGAGGGUUGUCUUUGUUUGAUGUGUAACCGUGAGUUUACCUCCGUUGAUGUUUGGGUCAUGAAGGAGUAUAAAGUUGAAGGGUCUUGGAGUAAGGUGUUUAGCGUUCCGAAGCCGAAGAGUGUUGAGUCUUUUGACUUUAUGAGGCCUCUGCUUUAUUCAAAGGAUAGGAGGAAGGUUUUGAUUGAGGUGAAUAACGCGAAGCUUUUGUGGUUUGAUUUGGGGAGUAAGAGGUUGAGGACGCUUAGGAUAAAGGACUGUGAUAGUUCGUAUAGCGCGGAGUUGCUUGUGAGUAGCCUGGUUUUGGGGUGUAAAGGUGAUCCUAGUGAAGCUAAGAGAAGGAGAGAACGUCGAGCUUUGGAAGAUAAGAUGAUGCAGCAGAGGAGUAAGAGGGAUGAUUUUCUGUCAAAGGGGUUCAAGCUGGUGUUAUGAGCAAAGCAACGAGAAGUUUAAAAAUAAAAACCAAACCCAUGUAAGGUAACUGUAAUGAAUCUUUUUGGAAGUUGUAUAUAGUAUUUAGCUAUUUCAGGUGUAUAAUCUUUUUCUUCAGGUGGAAGUGAAGGUGGAAACGAAAUGGUGUUACUACUAACUCUCUUAACCUAUAUAUGUUUAAAAUAUGUGUAUGUAGAAGAUACGUGAUCUUUCUAUCUAGAGUUGUUCCACGACCGAACACAACAACAUAAAAGGUGUAAUAGAGUGGUUGACCAAACAAAAGAGUGUAAUAGAAUGAAUAUAAUAAUGGUAUAUGCGAACUAUGUUUGAGUCUUG